Cyanistes caeruleus (blue tit) is the source of this 2354-nucleotide messenger RNA. RefSeq names its product solute carrier family 35 member B4 (gene SLC35B4). Gene Ontology annotation, cellular component: Golgi membrane; endoplasmic reticulum membrane. NCBI's taxonomy places the organism in Eukaryota, Metazoa, Chordata, Aves, Passeriformes, Paridae. Gene Ontology annotation, molecular function: UDP-N-acetylglucosamine transmembrane transporter activity; UDP-xylose transmembrane transporter activity. Gene Ontology annotation, biological process: UDP-N-acetylglucosamine transmembrane transport. The record is from RefSeq and is a predicted model, not a curated record.
CCGUGGCGGUGGGGCUGGUGUUCGGCGGCUGCUGCAGCAACGUGGUGUUCCUGGAGCUGCUGGCCAGGCAGUUCCCAGGAUGUGGGAACAUUGUGACCUUCUCCCAGUUCCUGUUCAUCGCGGUGGAAGGUUUUAUCUUCGAGGCCAACUUUGGGAGGAAGCGCCCGGCCAUCCCCAUCAGGAACUAUUUCAUCAUGGUGGCCAUGUUCUUCACCGUCAGCGUGGUCAAUAACUACGCCCUGAACCUGAACAUCGCCAUGCCGCUGCACAUGAUCUUCCGCUCGGGUUCUCUCAUAGCAAGCAUGGCUCUAGGGAUCAUCAUCCUGAAGAAAAGGUACAGCGUGUCAAAAUACACCUCCAUAGCCCUGGUGUCCCUGGGCAUCUUCACCUGCACUUUGAUGUCUGCAAAGCAAGUGGCAUCUGAUUCCAGCUUAAACCAAGAGGAUGGACCCCAGGCUUUCCUCUGGUGGAUGCUGGGUAUUGCUGCCCUUACCUUCGCCCUGCUGAUGUCUGCCAGGAUGGGAAUUUUCCAGGAGACGCUCUACCAGAAAUUUGGGAAGCACUCCAAGGAGGCCCUGUUCUACAAUCACGCGUUGCCACUCCCUGGAUUCCUGCUCCUGGCUCCCAACAUUUACCAGCACGCUGUGCUCUUCAACCAGUCUGAGCUGUUCCAGGUGCCGGUGAUAGGCCUGACCCUGCCAAUCAUGUGGUUCUACCUCCUCAUGAACGUCAUCACCCAGUACGUCUGCAUCCGCGGCGUCUUCAUCCUGACCACGGAGUGCACGUCCCUCACCGUCACCCUGGUGGUGACGCUCCGCAAGUUCGUCAGCCUCAUCUUCUCCAUCCUCUACUUCCAGAACCCCUUCACGGGGUGGCACUGGCUGGGCACUGCCUUCGUCUUCGUGGGCACCCUGAUGUACACCGAGGUGUGGAACAGCCUCGGGCCCUUCCUGGCCCGCUGCCGGAGGAGGAGGAGGCCCAAGGAGGAGUGAAUCCAGGGAUUUUCUGCAGGGACCUUUUUGUUGUUUUCCAGAGCAGAGCAGCAGGGAGCCCCCCCCUCCUCCCCCAGGGGGUGUUUUUAUAGCAGGUGUUGGCUGUGCCAAGCUCCUGGGAAAAUGGGGAGCCUCCGCUGGGAACUUGGGGAACGGAUCAUGGAGAAACAAUCCGGUUAUUUUUUGCCAGUCGGUAUUUUUUAUGCCACCCCUCUUGCUUCCAGUUUUUCCUCCUGUUUGGUUUUUCCUUUUCAUGUUGGUUUGUUUUUUUUUUUCCCAUUGGAAUAACCCUUUUUAAGGAAAAGCUGACUCAGAGCUUUGCUGGGAGCCCAACUUUUCGUGCUGCUGGCUCGGAUCAGCUGGACCCUGAGCCAGUUUGGUGCCGUCCUUUAAUUGUCCCAGUGUCUGGAGCUGAUGGCUGAGCCCCAUUCCUGUGGGAAUCCCUUAUCCCUGUGCUGGGAGGAUGUGGGAUACAGCCUGGAGCUUCCAGUCUGCCCAGUGGAUCCUGAGAGGGCUGGGUUUACUCUCCCAGUUCUCCUCCCAUCCCUUGGGAUCAGCUUCCUCAUGGCUUUUGUGUCAGCCUGGCACAGGCGGGGAAACACCAGAGCUGUACCUGAACGUCCACGGGUGUUUUAUCAGGGAUUGUUUUAUCCAGGGAUUGUUGGAUCCAGGGAUUGUGUUAUCCAGGGAUUGUUGGAUCCAGGGAUUGUUGGAUCCAGGGAUUGUUUUAUCCAGGGAUUGUUGGAUCCAGGGAUUGUUGGAUCCAGGGAUUGUUGGAUCCAGGGAUUUUUGGAUCCAGGGAUUGUUGGAUCCAGGCACUGAGCAGAGCUGACACGGAGCUGCUCCCAGCUGUAACAUUCUGUGCAUACUCUGGGUCACUCUUCCACUCCAGGAACUUGCAUGUUGUUCCCAAUUCCCGUGGGAUGCGGGAAUGUUUGGGGAAUUCGGGCAUUCCCGUUUUUUUUAACCAUGUGCUUUUCACUCCCAACACAUCAGCCGUGGGUUGUUUGUUCCCAUUGGGGGGAUUUUUUUAACUUCCCGGCAUGAUCAAUGUGUUUGAAAUAUUUAUGGAGUCACAGGAGUGGCAGCAAUUCCCUUCCUGCUGGAGGACAGAGGAGGAAAGGUCCAGGCAGAAGGGCCUUGUUAGCCAAAAUUAAUUAAAUCCAGGCUCCCCCUCCAGGCCGGGGGCGCUGAUUAGUUGAGUUUUAAUGUUUGUGUAGAGAUCAGAGCACCUGUUUUUUUAGCAGAGGCUGGAAAAGGGAAGGAGCCUGACUGCCUUUGCGGUGGCUGGUUGGGUUUAGGUUGGGGUUUGAGUUGGUUUUUUUUUUAAAGAGAAAUAAAUCUGUAUCCUCUUCAAAGGCU